GGGUCAGCUCAAUUAUGGCCAGCUCUGUGAUUCCCUGGGGUUCCCAGUCCAACAUCCAUGAGCCGGCGAUAGUGUGAUUACAGUCGAGAAGAGUCUAAUCGAAUCGACUUCCUUAAACAAAUCAGUGUUGGUGUACAAUCCGAAUCGUGCAGUUGAUGUUAGUUUAGUGCGCAAAACACGCCUGGAGAUGCGUUCCAUUCUUGGCAGCUUGUUAAUAGUGUUUAUCAUCUGUUUCGAGACUGAAUCACAAGGUUCCGGCUAUGGGUACGAGAUGAUCACGGCCCGACUCGACUCGCUGCAGGGUCUGGAGUCGGAUCUGCUCACCUACACCAACGACACGGUACAGCAGCUGUCCAAGAUGGUACAGCUGCUCACGCGAAUGCAGUUGAACGGGUCGGGCAAUCCAGCAGCAGUACCGGGCCUGGCAGUGCCCGUGGGAGCGUCCUGCCGUGAUGUUCCCUCCCGCGUGUCCGGCAUCUAUCGUAUCGAUCCGGACCAUCCGUUCAACGAGCCGAUGACGGUACUGUGCGAUCAGCAGUACGAAGGUGGCGGAUGGACCGUCAUUCAACGACGGUUCGAUGGGUCGGUAAACUUCUUCCGCGACUGGCAGGACUACAAGCGUGGGUUCGGCACACUGCACGGUGAGUUUUGGCUAGGAUUGGAGCAGAUCUACCGGCUUACGAAUGUGGCCCCGCACGAGCUGGCUGUGGUGAUGGAGGAUUUUGACGGUGUAAGCGUGGCGGCACGAUAUCAAAAGUUCCGCAUCGGAGCGGAAACGUUAAACUACGGUGUGAUGGAGCUGGGCAGCUGUAAUCCUUGCGGUGCGGGGGAUUCGAUGCGGAUCCAUCUCAACGAAAGCUUCUCGACGUACGAUCGCGAUCGAAGCAAGGCGGCGUUUAACUGUGCUGCGGUGUUUAAGGGCGGCUGGUGGUUCUAUCGCUGCCAUCGAUGCAAUCUGAACGGAGAGUAUCUGAAGGGAAAGUUGACCGAGGCCCAGGACUCCCAGGGUUUGAUGUGGAUGGAUUUCCGUGGGGACAAAUAUUCACUCAAAUCAACAAAGAUGAUGAUACGACCGAUAAAGCGAUAGUGUGGAGAUUGAAUCGGUGUUGGCUGCUACUACUUUGACCCUAAGAGGACUCAGUUGCCUGUUUGUAGUGAAGAGUGAUGAUGUUGAGGAAAUGUGUAAUAUACACGUAGGAAGCUUAUAUUGAAUGGUUUUGUUUUGUUCUAACGUAUGCAACGUGUUUGUUUAUUUAACGUUUUGUUUUAAAUGCUUCCAUGAAACAUAACUAGAGAUUAUUAAAAGUGGUAUUUCUUCCAGUCAUUAGCAAACCGAUUUACGGUUGAAGCGGCUUUCGCGGCCUGAAGCUCCACGACUAAUAUCGCUUCAUAUGUAUCAGCUUAAAAUUAUUAUCUCUAAAUCGCUCUGCU
Molecule: messenger RNA, 1431 nt
Organism: Anopheles coluzzii
Lineage: Eukaryota; Metazoa; Arthropoda; Insecta; Diptera; Culicidae
Product: angiopoietin-related protein 1-like
Exons: 2
Coding region: 188-1087 (299 amino acids)
Source: RefSeq, a predicted model, not a curated record